This is a messenger RNA of Paramecium sonneborni, 225 nucleotides long. The record is from the annotation of a GenBank genome assembly. Lineage: Eukaryota; Ciliophora; Oligohymenophorea; Peniculida; Parameciidae.
AUGUCAGUCAAACUAAAUGCAAUAGAAAAAGGUUUUCUUUUAUUCUAAAUACAAUCUGACUCAACUCCUAAGUCUUAUCCAAAUAUAUUAGAACUUAAGAAUUUUUAUCUGACUUAUAUACCAGAAUCAAAAAUGGGUAUUACAACUACUCUAGUUAAUAAAAAAUAGAAUUCUGAAAUUAUUUGUUUACACAAUGUGGAUCAAUUAGUUCAUAAGAAACAUUGA